Nothobranchius furzeri (turquoise killifish) is the source of this 819-nucleotide messenger RNA. It is a transcript of the gene cst3, whose product is annotated as cystatin C (amyloid angiopathy and cerebral hemorrhage). Gene Ontology annotation, cellular component: vesicle; cytoplasm. Lineage: Eukaryota; Metazoa; Chordata; Actinopteri; Cyprinodontiformes; Nothobranchiidae. The record is from RefSeq and is a predicted model, not a curated record. Gene Ontology annotation, molecular function: cysteine-type endopeptidase inhibitor activity.
UCUAUUUUCUCAAUACGUAGUUUCGGUGAACGAGCGAAGAUGUGGAAGAUUGGCUUUCCUCUCGUGGUUCUUUUCGCCGUCGGGCUCGGUAGCCUCGUUGGUGGCCCACAGGACAUAGACCCUAAUGACGAUGGGGUCCAAAAUGCUCUCAACUUCGCCGUUGCUCAGUACAACCGAGGCAGCAACGACGUGUACCAGCACGGCGUAGUCGGAGUGAUAAAGGCUCAGAGUCAGGUGGUUGCAGGAGUGAAGUACAUCAUAACUGUGAAGAUGGCAAGAACCUCCUGCAGAAAGAGCAGCGUAAACGAUCUGUGUCCCAUCCAGACAGACUCCAAGCAUUACACCUGCACGUUCGCUGUGUGGAGCCGCGUGUGGCUAAAUGAUAUCCAGCUUCUGGAGACGAAGUGUCAGUGAGCUUCGUGGGACUGGUGGUGUUUGCACAAUAAACUUCACUCCGAGUUUGAUCACUUUUCAGAUGCACUUCUACAGUAUUGACUUCUCAUUUUAGCUUUACAGCAUCUUUCAUACUUCAUUAUAAAAUGGAUUAUUUGGUGUUUCAACAUAAAAAAUGCAUAAAUCUUUCUGUUAAAAACCUACAUGAUUGUAUUACAUGGUUUAAUAUACUUUAAUGAUCGUGUGUGUGUGUGUGUGUGUGUGUGUGUGUGUGUGUGUGUGUGUGUGUGAUCUGUGUAAACAGGUCCCUUUUGGGCUCCAGAUGGUUCUUAUUCUGAUGUGAUUUGCCUGAGUAGUCUUUUCUUCAGGUGUUCAAUAAAGCUUUGAAUCAGAAUACAAAAACUAUAAAUACUAAUUACUACCUGA